Molecule: messenger RNA, 2109 nt
Organism: Stegastes partitus (bicolor damselfish)
Lineage: Eukaryota; Metazoa; Chordata; Actinopteri; Pomacentridae
Gene: upf2
Product: UPF2 regulator of nonsense mediated mRNA decay
Exons: 10
Biological process (GO): nuclear-transcribed mRNA catabolic process, nonsense-mediated decay
Cellular component (GO): cytoplasm; exon-exon junction complex
Molecular function (GO): protein binding; RNA binding
Source: RefSeq, a predicted model, not a curated record
AAACCAACGCUAACGACCGAUGUUUGUUUUGCUACAGUUAGCAGUAUGCCUGCUGAACGCAAGCGCUCAGUAAACAUGGAUGAAAAAGACGUUUUCGCCUUCAGCAGCAAGGAGAAAGAAAAGGAGAGGGAGGCCGAGAGGAGACCAGCGUCUGCUCGAGACAAACCCAAGGACGAGGCCAAGAUGAGCGGCAAGAAAGACGGCGGCAAGGAGGAGAAGAGGAAGCGCCUCGAGGAGGAGAAGAAGAAGAAGGAGGAGAAGGAGCGGAGGAAGAAGGAGGAGGAGAAGCAGAAGGCGGAGGAGGAGCAGAAGAAGAAGGAGGAGGAGGAGAAGAGGCAGCAGGAGGAGCAGGAGAGGAAGCUUCAGGAGGAGGAGGCCAAAAGGCAGCGUGAGGAGGAAGCAGCGCUCCUCAAGGAGAAGGAGGAGGGUCAUCAGCUGCACCAGGAGGCCUGGGAGCGCCACCAGUGCCGGAAGGAACUCCGCCACAAGAACCAGAACGCCCAGGAGGGCCGACCCGAGGAGGCCUUCUUCAGCCGCCUGGACUCCAGCCUUAAAAAGAACACGGCCUUCGUCAAGAAGCUGCGAACGCUGACCGAGCAGCAGCGGGACUCGCUGUCCAACGACUUCUCCUCCCUCAACCUCAGCAAGUACAUUGGCGAGGCCGUGAGCUCCGUGGUGGAGGCCAAGCUGAAGAUCUCCGACGUGGGCUGCGCCGUCCACCUGUGCUCCCUCUUCCACCAGCGCUACGCCGAGUUUGCGCCGCUGCUGCUGCAGGCCUGGAAGAAGCACUUCGAGGCGAGGAAGGAGGACAAGGCGCCCAACGUGAGCAAGCUGCGCACCGACCUGCGCUUCAUCGCCGAGCUCACCAUCGUCGGCCUCUUCACCGACAAAGAGGGCCUGUCGCUGAUUUACGAGCAGCUGAAGAACAUCAUCGGCACCGACCGCGAGACGCACACCCACGUGUCGGUGGUGAUCAGCUUCUGCAAACACUGCGGGGACGACAUCGCCGGCCUGGUGCCCCGAAAGGUGAAACUGGCGGCUGAGAAGUUCGGCCUCGGCUUCCCUCCCAGCGAAAUAAUCAGCACCGAGAAGCAGCAGCCCUUCCAGAACCUCCUGAGGGAGUAUUUCACAUCCCUCACCAAACACCUGAAGAAGGACCACAGGGAGCUGCAGAACAUCGAGAGACAGAACAGGCGAAUCCUACAUUCCAAAGGGGAGCUGAGCGAGGACAGGCACAAGCAGUACGAAGAGUUCGCCACGUCGUACCAGAAGCUGCUGGCCAACACUCAGUCGCUGGCCGAUCUGCUGGACGAGAACAUGCCGGACCUGCCUCAGGACAAGACGGUGCAGGAGGAACACGGCCCCGGCAUCGACAUCUUCACCCCCGGCAAGCCCGGCGAGUACGACCUGGAGGGAGGAAUCUGGGAGGACGAGGACGCUCGCAACUUCUACGAGAACCUGGUGGACCUGAAGGCCUUCGUCCCCGCCAUCCUCUUCAAGGACAACGAGAAGAGCGGCCAGGGCAAAGACAAGGACGAUGCCAAAGACGGCAGAGAGGCGAAGGACUCGGCCAGCACCACGGAGGAGCUGGAGCUGGAGCUGGAGGCGCUGGACAUCGCGGACGAGCCGCUCGAACUGGAGGGAGUCGACGAGGUGGAGAAUGAGGAACUGGCCAAAAAACUGCUGGAUGAACAAGAACAAGAGGACGAGGAGGCCAACACCGGGUCGCACCUGAAGCUGAUCGUGGACGCCUUCAUCCAGCAGCUCCCCAACUGCGUCAACAGAGACCUCAUAGACAAGGCCGCCAUGGACUUCUGCAUGAACAUGAACACCAAGUCCAACAGGAGGAAGCUUGUCCGAGCUCUCUUCACCGUCCCCAGACAGAGGUUGGACCUUCUGCCCUUCUACUCCCGCCUGGUGGCGACUCUGCAUCCCUGCAUGUCGGACGUGGCCGAGGACCUGUGCUCCAUGCUGAAGGGAGACUUCAGGUUUCACAUUCGGAAGAAGGACCAGAUCAACAUCGAGACGAAGAACAAAACGGUGAGGUUCAUCGGGGAGCUGGCCAAGUUCAAGAUGUUCUCGAAAACCGACACGCUUCACUGUCUGAAG